CAUCCAGCUUUAUUUUGCCUCCAAAGAUCUUGCAUCCUACCUGUUAAGAAGCUUGGAAUGCCACUAUUCCAUUAAAUCUUAAAGGAACUUGAGUCUUUCAUUUAAAAAUGUGUUCCUAAAAUGUAAAUGUCCCUAUGUGGGACAGUAUUUAGCCGACAGUAAAUUUGAGAGGAGGGUCUCAAGGGGCAGUGUCACCAGGAAAAGAGAGAAAGGCUCCUCUCCCCAAGUCAAACCUUACCUUACUUAACUGAUUGUAUUUCCUCCCUCAGAGGAUGCCAUAUCUCAGUACAGGAGAGAAAAUAAAAAGUAGAGAGACUUUUAUCCAAGCACCCCCUGACCCCCAGGUGUACACAACUGAACCUGAUGCAGUGACAAUCAUGUUCACACAUAAAACAUCUGGCUAAAGCCUAAGAUCACUUCGGAUUUCCGACAUACAUUUUCCUAAGCAGAGCAUUUUUCUUUAAUUUUCCUUAGAAAAAGACUGUAAAGUAGCUCCACAAUUCCCACAUCUUCAUACUCCACCCUGCAUUCAAGUUUUCCUGGGACAGGUAUCUAUGUGUGUGCAUGAAUCUAUUUUUACGGCAUAUGUCUAGGACCCCCCACAAGGAGCCAAAGUUUCAGAGAGCCCAGCAACUAUGUAACUCCAUGGAAGGGAGGCAUGAUAUUACUCUCUGUUCACGGGAGCGUACGCACAGAUCUUUUCUCCUCCUCAUGGUCAGUUUUCUAUUUGUGAUUAGUAAUUAGCUUCUCUUGGUACACUACAAUCUAUUACAAAAGCCAAACAUUCAGGGGGCGAGCUGAAACGACAAAAUUUGGCUAUAAUUUAUGUUGGCCCCUGACAUAUAUAUUUUUUUAAUGGUUUGGUCUCUAAGCAACUGAUCUCUUAGCAACAAGAAGCACCUUUAUAAAAGAUGGCACACGAAGAGUGAUUGCCAGAAAAGCCACCCGGUUCUUAAACAGCCGCGCAUCAUUAGCAAAACUCACCAUCUUCAAGAGUCCAAAAACUAGAAGUGACCAGCAGACCCAGGACUCUAAAUUGCCCCCUCUGAGGUCAAGGAACACAAGAUGGUUUUGGAAAUGCUGAACCCGAUACAUUAUAACAUCACCAGCAUCGUGCCUGAAGCCAUGCCUGCUGCCACCAUGCCAGUCCUGCUCCUCACUGGCCUUUUUCUCUUGGUGUGGAAUUAUGAGGGCACAUCCUCAAUACCAGGUCCUGGCUACUGCAUGGGAAUUGGACCCCUCAUCUCCCACGGCAGAUUCCUGUGGAUGGGGAUCGGCAGUGCCUGCAACUACUACAACCGGGUGUAUGGAGAAUUCAUGCGAGUCUGGAUCUCUGGAGAGGAAACACUCAUUAUCAGCAAGUCCUCAAGUAUGUUCCACAUAAUGAAGCACAAUCAUUACAGCUCUCGAUUCGGCAGCAAACUUGGGCUGCAGUGCAUCGGUAUGCAUGAGAAAGGCAUCAUAUUUAACAACAAUCCAGAUCUCUGGAAAACAACUCGACCCUUCUUUAUGAAAGCUCUGUCGGGCCCCGGCCUUGUUCGUAUGGUCACAGUCUGUGCUGAAUCCCUCAAAACACAUCUGGACAGGUUGGAGGAGGUGACCAAUGAAUCGGGCUAUGUGGACGUGUUGACCCUUCUGCGUCGUGUCAUGCUGGACACCUCUAACACGCUCUUCUUGAGGAUCCCUUUGGACGAAAGUGCUAUCGUGGUUAAAAUCCAAGGUUACUUUGAUGCAUGGCAAGCUCUCCUCAUCAAACCAGACAUCUUCUUUAAGAUUUCUUGGCUAUACAAAAAGUAUGAGAAGUCUGUCAAGGAUUUGAAAGAUGCCAUAGAAGUUCUGAUAGCAGAAAAAAGACGCAGGAUUUCCACAGAAGAGAAACUGGAAGAAUGUAUGGACUUUGCCACUGAGUUGAUUUUAGCAGAGAAACGUGGUGACCUGACAAGAGAGAAUGUGAACCAGUGCAUAUUGGAAAUGCUGAUCGCAGCUCCUGACACCAUGUCUGUCUCUUUGUUCUUCAUGCUAUUUCUCAUUGCAAAGCACCCUAAUGUUGAAGAGGCAAUAAUAAAGGAAAUCCAGACUGUUAUUGGUGAGAGAGACAUAAAGAUUGAUGAUAUACAAAAAUUAAAAGUGAUGGAAAACUUCAUUUAUGAGAGCAUGCGGUACCAGCCUGUCGUGGACUUGGUCAUGCGCAAAGCCUUAGAAGAUGACGUAAUUGAUGGCUACCCAGUGAAAAAGGGGACAAACAUUAUCCUGAAUAUUGGAAGGAUGCACAGACUCGAGUUUUUCCCCAAACCCAAUGAAUUUACUCUUGAAAAUUUUGCAAAGAAUGUUCCUUAUAGGUACUUUCAGCCAUUUGGCUUUGGGCCCCGUGGCUGUGCAGGAAAGUACAUCGCCAUGGUGAUGAUGAAAGCCAUCCUCGUUACACUUCUGAGACGAUUCCACGUGAAGACAUUGCAAGGACAGUGUGUUGAGAGCAUACAGAAGAUACACGACUUGUCCUUGCACCCAGAUGAGACUAAAAACAUGCUGGAAAUGAUCUUUACCCCAAGAAACUCAGACAGGUGUCUGGAACACUAGAGAAGGCUGGUCAGUACCCACUCUGGAGCAUUUCUCAUCAGUAGUUCACAUACAAAUCAUCCAUCCUUGCCAAUAGUGUCAUCCUCACAGUGAACACUCAGUGGCCCAUGGCAUUUUAUAGGCAUACCUCCUAUGGGUUGUCACCAAGCUAGGUGCUAUUGGUCAUCUGCUCCCGUUCACACCAGAGAACCAGGCUACAAGAGAAAAAGCAGAGGCCAAGAAUUUGAGGGAGAAAUAGUCGGUGAAGAAACCGUAUCCAUAAAGGCCCGAUUCCACCAAAUGUGCUUUGAGAAGGAUAGGCCUUCAUUAACAAAAUGUAUGUCUGGUUCCCCAGUAGAGCUCUACUGCCUCAACCCAAGGGGAUUUUUAUGUCUGGGGCAGAAACACUCAAGCUGAUUAGAAAGACCAGGCCAAUGUCAGGGUACCUGGGGCCAAACCCACCUGCUAGUGUGAAUUAAAGUACUUUAAUUUUGUUUUCUGUGGAGGUGGAAAAGCAACAUUCAUAGUCUUUGGAGAAAUGCUUAGAAAUUCAGCAUUUGACCCUUGCUGUGAAUUAAGCCCAAUUAAUUCCUGUUUGUUCACAUAUGAUCUGUCUGUGGCAAAAGUUUAAUCAGAGGAAAUUCUUUCCCAGUCUGUCGAUUUAUGCCUCAGCCACUUGCCUGUGCUACAAUUCAUUGUAUUACCUGUAGAUUCAGGUAAUACAAACUAUAUAUAAUCAUCAAGUAAUACAAACUAAUUUAGUAAUAGCCUGGGUUAAGUAUUAUUAGGGCCCUGUGUCAGCUGUAGAAAAAAAAAUUCACAUGAUGCACUUCAAAUUCAAAUAAAAAUCCUUUUGGCAUGUUCCCAUUUUUGCUUAGCUCAAUUAGUGUGGCUAACCAAGAGACAACUGUAAAUGUGACAUUGAUUUGCUCUUACUACAGCUUCAGUGACUGGGGGAGGAAAAGUCCCAACCCAAUGGGCUCAAACUUCUAAGGGGUACUCCUCUCAUCCCCUUAUCCUUCUCCCUCGACAUUUUCUCCCUCUUUCUUCCCAUGACCCCAAAGCCAAGGGCAACAGAUCAGUAAAGAACGUGGUCAGAGUAGAACCCCUGAAGUAUUUUUUAAUCCUACCUCAAAAUUUAACAGUUACCUGAGAGAUUUAACAUUAUCUAGUUCAUUGAAUCAUUGUAUGUGGUCAUGGAUAAAUUGCACACCUUGGAAUUUGCUUUCUAAAGGAAAUCAAAUGAAUGGAGGAACUUUCCAAACACCACUUUACUUGUGUUAUAUAGCCAAUAUAACUAUCUCUACUGAAUGUCAUUGAAAGACUAAAAAAUUAAACUUAUUUACAAAUAGGUAAAUAUUUGUCAUUGAAUCCAUUGCCAUCCCAUUUGACUAUUCUUUUCAUCCUACUGUCUAGUAAUAAGCUGAGUAUAAGAUGACAGUGUAAUCUCCCUGAAAGCAGGAGCUACUUUCUUUCUUUUGUCAUCUAUUUCCAUCCCCAUUUCCCCGUCCUGUCUCCCUGUAUUCACUCCCAAGCUCAGUUCUGAAUAGACAUUCCUGCUCAGAGAUACUCCCAACUGAUGCAGAAACCAAAUAAAGAGGUAGGUAUUCCAAGAAUUCAAGAAUGGACAUUAGUAAAGAAUAAAACAUUUAUUUGAGCUUGGAAUUAUUUGGAUCAUCUAUAUGGCCUAAAAAUAUAUGGACUAUGCCUGUGUACCUGAAUACGUAUGUAGUCAGGUCAAGACAAUCAUCCAAAUAACUUAGACCCCUAAAAGCAAGGCCAGGAUUUGCGAUUUAAUGUGUCCCAAUUAAUUCACUUGAAAAUUAGUAACACUCUGUUUACGUUGCCUCUGGCUGGAGCUGCAUGGUGGAAGAAGCCCAACUUUGGAUCCAUGUACUUCACCCAUCCAAUACUCUUGGGACAUUUAUGUGUAUUUUAUCUGUAUAUAUGAAGUCAAUGUCUAUGUCUACACAGUCAAAGUGAAAUGAAUGUUUGAUAUAGCUGUACAUAGAUAUCUAUUUUGCAGAUACAAAAAUAUCCUGGGGGAAAACUGGGAGUGGAGGGGUGGGGGGUGGGAGUGAGGGACAUGGGGGAGGGACAGGAAGAGGAGAAGUGUUGGUUUGAACGAUCCAAGCAAACUCUCCCAGAAUCAAAUUACCUGGGUAGUUGUUCAACUUUUCACUCUGCUUAGCCUGUAUAGACAAACCCCAUAUGUUUAUAGAGGCUUGGCCUUGGAAUUCUGGAAUACCAUUGGCUUUUCAGUAGUCUGAUGAACACAUAUUUGAAAAUUCUAUUAUCUUCAGAAUUUUGCCUCAUUGUUAAGUGCUUAACUGUCACUCUUGAAUGUGCAAUGUGCUGUGGAUUCCAUUUUCAUCAGUUCUGAAAGAACUGGAAUGUGUAAAUUAUCAGUGAAAUGCAUGCAUAUAAGGGCUCUAUCAUUAUCAAACUGUAAGGACAAUUGUACCCUUCUAUAUCUUUGGGCAUGCUAGACACCCCCAUGCCUUCAUUGAGAUCCCAUUUUCCCCCUCUCAAGUGGAAAAUAAUCACAUCCAGCAAGCUCUCUCAUUAUUGAGAAAUACCAUUUGGAAAUUGCCACUUUUUAUUCCUAAGCAACACCUUUCACUGUUCAUGGUGCUAAUAUUCCACAAAAGCAUGUGCCAUUGGCCCACUGAAGGAUAGAGGGACCCUUUACAAUCUAUAUCAGCCGGGCUCUGGGACUGAAUCUCUCACCUAUUCUUGCAGAAAGACAUACUAAUUAAACCUUGUCAAAGUA
Gorilla gorilla gorilla (western lowland gorilla) is the source of this 5329-nucleotide messenger RNA. RefSeq names its product cytochrome P450 family 19 subfamily A member 1 (gene CYP19A1). The record is from RefSeq and is a predicted model, not a curated record. Gene Ontology annotation, cellular component: endoplasmic reticulum. Gene Ontology annotation, molecular function: heme binding; aromatase activity; iron ion binding. Lineage: Eukaryota; Metazoa; Chordata; Mammalia; Primates; Hominidae. Bases 1066 to 2577 code for a protein of 503 amino acids. Gene Ontology annotation, biological process: female gonad development; response to estradiol. The transcript is spliced from 10 exons.